This is a messenger RNA of Dentiscutata heterogama, 242 nucleotides long. The record is from the annotation of a GenBank genome assembly. Lineage: Eukaryota; Fungi; Glomeromycota; Glomeromycetes; Diversisporales; Gigasporaceae.
UCACUCAACCUUUGUUAUCAUCGUCAUCGCCAUCACCAACCCCAACACAAAAUUAUAAUCACGAUUACAAUUCAUUGCCUGGAAAUCCAAAUCCAGAUCAAAUUAAAAUUAUUACAGCCACGACUAUUAAACACUAUGGAACAAAGUCGGCUAAACCUACGGGAAUCGCAAUUACACAUGCCGAAAAUGAGGCGGCAAAUAGGGUGAUAACAUUGGGUGUUACUCUCAGUUUUACUUUUUGA